UUUGUCCCAAAUCCUUUUCUUUCUCUUCUCUUCUCUUCUCUCAGCUGCAGUGUUAUCUUCUCUUCUCUUCCUAUAUAUCCAAAGUGUUCUGUCCUUGAGGAUUUCUACUCCGCUCCCUUUUGCCUCCUCUCUAUUUGAUAUAAGAAUCUCUAUAAAUAUUGACAGUCUAAUAUUCUUGAUAUCUCAUGUUUCGAUAGCCAAUUUUCCUAAAGUUCAAAUCUUUUUCUGAUUCGAGUCGGUAAUUGCGAAAAUGGGAACGAAGAGGGGCUACAUAACCGAAGAUGAUGUCUCGCUCCUUCUCCAAAGGUACUCUGCAACAUCCAUUCUUGCUCUUCUUCAGGAGAUUUCUCAGUUUGCUACUGCAAAAAUGGACUGGAAUGCACUUGUUAAGAGAACUUCUACUGGGAUUACUAAUGCUCGGGAAUAUCAGAUGCUAUGGCGACAUCUGGCCUACCGUGACAUGUUGCUGGACAAAGUGGAAGACGGGGCUGACCCCUUGGAUGAUGACAGUGAUUUGGAAUUUGAAUUAGAAGCUUCUCCUGCUUUAAGUGCUGAAGCCUCAUCGGAUGCCACAGCAUGUGCUAAGCUUUUGAUCUCUUCACGCUCCUCACGGGGAUUUGGCCCAACAAACCGGGCAAACCUAGGCACUCCUUUGACAAGAAACAUACCCGAUGACCAGAGACCACAUGACCCAUCAGACAAACAAAAGCUGGCUCAUACCACCAGUGGAAUAAAUGCUGCGGCCCCUCAUUCUGUUCAGAAACAACCACUAGCAACAAAAAGGUCUGCUGAAGUGUCUCAUGGAAAUGAAUUGGCAGGCUCAGGUUUGCCUGCUAAAAAGAAGAGGAAAUUAUGGACUAAAGAGGAGGAUAUGGAAUUAAUAGCUGCUGUUCAGAAGUGUGGUGAAGGGAAUUGGGCGAACAUUCUUAAAGGAGAUUUCAAGCACAACAGAACUUCUUCACAGCUAUCUCAGAGAUGGGCCACCAUUCGGAGGCGCCCAGCCAACCUACUUGCAGCUUCUGGCAACAAAUCAGUCAACUCAACACGGUCUGAGGAGGAGAGGCUGGCUGCACAAAAGGCAUUUUCCUUGGCUCUUGAUAUGCCUAUGACCGGAAGCUUAUCAGCUAUACUGUCAGGUGCUACACAAUCAAACACACCAGCCAGUUCUGCUACUCUCUCAGCUUCAGUAUCCGAGGCAUUGCCUGCAUCUGCUCCUCAACAAGCUUCCACUCAGGCAACAUCCCAAAAACUAGCCUCGAACAUUUCAAAUAAGCUUCGAACAAUCCCCCCAAAAGCGGUGGCCCCUGUGAAGUCAUCUGCAGGUCCCAAUCCUUUGAUACAAGCAGCUGCCUUUGCUGCUGGAGGACGCAUUGCGACUCCUUCCACCGCUGCUUCCUUGUUCAAAGCUGCACAAUCUAAAAGGGCUUUUAAUGUCCGACCUGGUGGAGGUGCUCAUCAAAAAUCUCCAAUUAUGGCUGCCAAAUCAUCACCUGCCACUAACAUGGUGGGACCGCAGCCACCAAGCGUCCGCUGUGUCCAGCCUGCAGUUGCUGUUCCUACACCAGCUGUAGUAAGCCCGGUGUCGUCACCGACAGUGCCUUGGCAUGGAAUGCAGCGACUGCAAGGCUCCUCUCAAAGACCUACAAGCAAUCCUCCUACCGGCAGUGCUGCAGUACCAAACUUAUCAACUCCAACAAUGUUCUCAGAAUCCAGACCACCUGCUGAUUCGCAAGAAAAUGCUGAGAGCAAUAGUGAUAUUUCUUUCCCUCUUAUCCCAGCCAUUGAUGUUGAUGAGUUGUUAGCUGAAGAGGUUGAUGGUGCAGAUGAGAUGGAACUGGAUGGUUCUGCAGCCGAGAGCCAUGAGACAGACUUGCUGAGCCCGAAUGUGGGUGAGAGUGACAACGAUAUUGUCAACAAUGCUGCUUGUGAUAUGCAAAAAGCUGCAGCUGGGUGUAAGGAUCUCUCAAAAUCACAGACUCAUGAGAAUCAAACUCUCAAUAAUAAAGCAGUUUCACCCGACACUGGAGCAGCUGAGAAUAAAGCCAUGGAAAUUGAUGCUAGUGGAGAUCAGAUUCCAGUUGAAGAGAGCACCCACUUGGCCAAUGGAGAGUCCAGCGAGAGACGAAGCAUGAAUACUGCGAGUGUUCCGAAUCAAAUUGUGGCUCAAGAGCAGUUGGCUUGUACGGAGGCUGGGGCUGAUGAGGUCAAGCAGAGUCGCAUCCUGGUGGAACGGCGUGCAGUAUUAGAGGACACUGCAUCAGGCAAUCAAUCACCUGUUGAUGACCAUGCUGGGUCAAUUGGUGCCACACAAGAUUUGAGUCUGUGAUGUCACAGGCUGCGGAGGUAAGACUGACAAAGUGCUGUGCUCCAGUACCAUUUUCUUGUCGCUGUAAAACAUAGAAGAACUUCAGCAUUAUCAUAGGCAAAUACAAACAAGCUAAUCUAUGCAAGAAGUGGCCUUGCAAGCCCUUUUUUCUCCUUUAAUUGUUGACAAGUCGCGAGACUUUUCAGCUAAAGGAGGAGAUGAGCUGUUUUGUGCGCACGCUGCUCGGAUGUUGGAACUGAGGUGUGGUGUCGUGGGUAAAAAGUCUAUUUUACCAAAUUUUGAUUGCAAAAUUUAUCAUGAAAACAUGCAAAUGGAAAUGCAACUUGGUGAGCUUUUCCUUUCCCUCUCUCUCUCUUGGGUUAUUUGGAUCCUUGCUGUAUAUGGAGCCAACUGUUAUUUAUGAGUUCCAGUUCUUUGCCGGUAAAGAAAUGCUACGGUAAUUAGAGGACACUUUUUAUUUUUUCACGCAACAUCAAAAGAAGUUGGUGGACCGAAAAGGACACCAAAAUCUUAAGAA
Molecule: messenger RNA, 2843 nt
Organism: Phoenix dactylifera (date palm)
Lineage: Eukaryota; Viridiplantae; Streptophyta; Magnoliopsida; Arecales; Arecaceae
Source: RefSeq, a predicted model, not a curated record